This is a messenger RNA of Chelonia mydas (Green sea turtle), 6407 nucleotides long. RefSeq names its product maestro heat-like repeat-containing protein family member 7. The record is from RefSeq and is a predicted model, not a curated record. NCBI's taxonomy places the organism in Eukaryota, Metazoa, Chordata, Testudines, Cheloniidae. The transcript is spliced from 6 exons. Bases 64 to 465 code for a protein of 133 amino acids.
CAGCCUCUGGAGCUGGAGCUGGAAUCAGGCCUCCUGCAAGCUGUCCUGUACAGCAUUUUUACCAUGUGUCCAGAGAAGGACACCGCUCACUUCCGGGCUCUGCCCAAGGCCUAUGCAGAUAACUUGGACAUCAUGCUGAGGACAUCAUGCCUGGACAUCAUGCUGAGGAGCCUGCUGAUGGAAAUGCCCACCACGGACAAGCUGGAGCACCUCUUGGAGAACGUCAAUUUCCGGAUGCACUCCAGAGAGAAGCAGAAGAAAGCCAGGGCCAUACAGAGCAGCACUGCCCUGCUGCGAUUCGCUACCUGCCUCCUGGGAUUUGAUAACUCAUCUGACUUCCCCAAGGUGGGCUACCUUGUGGCACAGCUGGGUCUGUAUAUCACUGACCCAGCAGAUGACAUCAGCCGGCAAGCCAGGGGGGAAUUUACUUACUCUACCAGCUACUGCUGCGGAAGAGGGGGCUGAACAUCAGAGAUGCCAAGGAGCUGUGGUGCCGGGACGGGCUCCAGGACAUAAAGCGCUUUGGCUACAGGAAUAUGGCCAGGGUGGGGGAGGAAGAGAGUCCCCAGAUGAGGAUGCGUGGGACUUGAACCCAGGUCUCUAGGGCUCCAGGUGGGCAGUGCCUGGGAGUACCCACAAGUCAUCUGGGCAACAAGGCAGACCCCUGCCCUGAUGCUGAGACAGUGUCCAUCUUGUUCCUGGUUCCUGCCUGCGUACACCGCCCUGCCCUGCCUCCCCUCCGGUUCCUGGCUGUUGACUCUGUCUUCACCCUCGGCUCUGGUCUCUCGCUGCUGAUCUUGGCGUGACCCUUGGCUCUCAAUGUGGGCUACCAACUCUGGCUCAGCAUUGUCAGUCCCCUACUCUAGCCUUACUCCAGCCCCACCACUGACCUGCUCCAGCCUUGCCUCCUCCUCCUGAUCCUUCCCAAGCCCUCGGACUCUGACUACCUGGCUUCGACCUUCUUCCUGUAUCUGGACUCUGGCUUGGUAUCGACUUGGCUUAUCUUUGGACUCUGACCACCCAGCUUCAAUUUCUGGCCUGCACCUGGACUCUGGCUCCGGUUCUGAUUCUGGUUUGUCUACAGACUCUGAUCUCGGUUUUGACCCGGUGUGUCCCUGGAUCGUGAUUCUAGCACCAUUCUUAGCCUAGGCAUAAUCCUAUGCCUAGCUACUACCUAAGCUCCAAGCACUAGACGUAAUUAUCGGAGGCAGCAUGUGAUACCUGGUGGUGCAACUGUUUGCAGAAAAGCAGGCUUCCCGGAAGUAAGUGGCCUGUACACAAAAGGGGACACAUCACACCAAGUGUGAACACUGGCCUCGCUAUCUGAGCCUGUGGUGCCCCUACCAGAGUGGUUCAAUGGAGACUGAAAAUGUAGGGGUUUCCUUAACCAGCCUCCGCCCCUGGACCUACUCUUCCAUUCUUGGCUCUGACACCCGACCAUAAAUAAUCCUGAUUACCAUAAAUAAUCCUAGUAUUUAUGUGGACAUCUUUGAAAGAAAGGCGGACAUAUUGCCUCUGCACUGAGACUAUGACUGCCCUAUAGACCUACAACCUUGGCCGAAAGUUGCCUUUGGCCGUAUUUACGCAAUGUCCGAACCAAAACUAGUGGCUCUCCUGUGUACAGCCAUGAAAACCGGUCCAAAGGGUUUAUUCACUAGUAAGCAUUUCCUACAGGUGCCCCAGCUGACUCUACCCCUCUGUGUAGAUUACCAGCGCCUGAACAAAGUGACAGUUUGGAACCAUUACCCCCUGCUCUUAAUCCCAGAAUUGUUGGAUCACAUGAAACCUGCACAGGUAUUCAUCAAACUAGACCUCCAAGGACUCACAAUCUAACCCUCAUUUGGGUGCGGGACAAAUGGAAGACAGAUUUCAAAACACGUUAUGGACACUUUAACUGUCUGGUAAUGCCAUUGGGACUGACUAAUGGUCCCAUGACCUUGCAACACUUCAUCAGUGAUGUAUGUGGGGACAUUCUGGAUCAAUACUUUGUCAUCUAUUUAGAUGACAUACUUCUCUUUUUGGAGAACUCAGAGCAGCAUGUGCCCCACAACAGACCCCAGAGAGGUUGUGGCAGCAUGGUCUCUAUACAAAAUUGGAAAAGCGAACCUUCAGCCAACUCUCCACAGAGUUUUUGGGGUAUAUCUUCUCCCCAGAAGGAGUUAAGAUUGAUCCAAAUAAGGUGGAAGUCAUUCCCAACUGGGAGGAAGCUUGAAGUACUCAAGAAGAGCAGUGCUUUCUAGGCUUCCCCAGUUUUACUGCUGCUUUGGCCCAGGCUUCUCAGAGUGAAUAACCGACAUGAUAGCUCUCCUCCACAAGACUGCCACAUUUGUUUGGUCUCUCAAGGCCCAACAAGCCCUCAAACAGCUCAAAAUUGCCUUCACCGCUUGCACCUAUUCUGGCACGCCCCAAUCCAAUUGGCGCAUUCAUCAUGGAAGUUGACACAUCUAAAAUAACAAUCAGGGCCAUGCUCGCUCAGCACCUACUGGGCAACUCCCAUCUUUUCAUGUGCUGUAUAUUUAUACCUGCCUACUGUUUUUUUUUUUUCAUUCCAUUCAUCUGAUGAAGUGGGUUCUAGCCCAUGAGAGCUUAUGCCCAAAUAAAUUUGUUAGUCUCUAAGGUGCCACAAGGACUCCUCAUUGUUUUUGCUCAUACAGAGUAACAUGGCUACCCCUCUGAAACCUGCACCCCUGUGCAUUCCACUCCUGGAGGCUCACCCCACGGACCAAAACUAGGAGAUCAUUGAUAAUUAGUUGCUUCUGAUUAAAUCCUCAUUUGAAGACUGGUGUCAGUAGCUGAAGGGGACUUGAUACCCAGCACAAGUUUUGUACUGAUCACAAAAGGCUCCAGUAUCUGCACAAAGCCAAAGUACUGAAUCAUGAACAAUUCAGCUAGACCUUAUUCUUCUCCUGCUUCAAUUUCAAGAUUACUUAACUUCCCACCCCGAACUAAGAAUGGCCAGGCCGACGCCCCAUCCCCUAAUGCAGAAUAUAACCAAGAAGAGAGAAAGCUAGUCAGAAACAGCCCUUCAUCCUCAAGCCCUACAAUGUGCUUAACACUACCAUACCUCAAGCUCUAAUUAAUUCCCGCUGGCCAGGGAAUGGGGGAUCCCUCUGGACAAUCAGGAGCUGAGAAUGAGAAACAACAUUCCCUGUGGGACACGAUAACAUUUACUGAGGGCAAUCUGUAUGUUCUGCCAGGAUGUCCCCGGUUGAAGGUUCUACAUCUGAACUGGGACAGCUCCCUAGCAGGGCACUUUAGAUGCCUCAAAACCUCCUGCCUAACUUCCUGCUUCGUUUGGUGGUGCCGGAUGUGGGCUGAAAUUCAAACUGAUGUUGACUCAUGUGACUUCUGCACUUGCACCAAGACACCACACACCAAAUAUCUUGGCACCUCAUGCCUCUGGAGACCCUGCCCCAGCCAUGGGCAGCCAGUGCCAUGGAUUUCAUUGCAGAACUCCCUGAAUCAAAUGGCCGCACGGUGGAACUGACUAUCAUAGAACAACUGACCAAGAUGGCACGCUCCAUCCCCGAAACCGUGUACCUGUGGCUGAGAGGACAGAUCAGCUCCAAAUUUGCAAACCAAAAUGCCAGCAACACCUUUUUUUGCUAGCUAUAGAUUUCCCCCUGAUUUCAUCCCACACUACCAAUGGCCUCUCCGAACUUCAAGGCUAGCGAUUUGGUUCAACGAAUCCAUCACAUUCAAGUGGGCACCUCAAGGACACUAGGAAGGACUUCAAAUAAUAUGCGGCCUGCCAAUGACAGAACGGGCCAGUCUUUUCAGAAGGGAAACUAUUUGCUGAAGGGAGGUACUGAGCCCUUGGCACUCACCGAAUUCCUAAGCCCCAUGUGUGGCAGCAGUUCCUGCCUCCUCCCCCUUCCUUGACCUUCUGAUCCCAUCCUCCUCUCCUGGCUGUAGUGGAGCAAACUCUGGGUUCCUUCCCCUGUGGCACAAUCCAUGCCCAGAGUAUCCGAGCCCCAUGAAGUCAAUGGCACUAUCCUCUCCUCACCUCCUGGGGAGGAGAGGACACUACUACCCCCAUUUUACAGAUAGGGAAUGAAGGCAAUAAAGUGACCUCUCCAAGGUCACACCUACAAACAUGGGGUAGAUCUGGGAACUGGACUGGGUUCUAUUCUAGUGCCCUCCCCACAGGGGCAGCUUCACUUCCUGCCCUUCAUUCACCCCUCCCCUCUUGGCCUUUCUUCGAUGGGGUCUCUGAACAGGAAAUGAGCAGGAGCUUCCUCCCCUCUCUGUCUUCCAGGAUCUGGUCUUGCCUCCUACAUCAAUGCAGCCUGCAGCUGGCCCAGCUUGCGGCACAAUGACCUCAACCUGUCAAACCGAGACGUCCUGGCUCUCAGUGAUGCUUAGAUGGAAAACCACACCCCCUUCACGGAGGUAGGAACCACUCACUCAUCUGGGUGAUUGUGGCUCUUGGGACAAAGAUCAGGCUGAGAGCAUCCCUUAUCUCUGGAUCCCAGCCCUGGGACUGAGACGUUGUUCUCAUUGUACUGUGUUGAUUCUAUUCCUAGGAAAAGCAUCCCCAAAGGAGGUGUAAGAAACUUCACUCUAUUGCCUGCAAGAAGCUUCAGCCACCUACACAGGUAGAGGUCACUGUCUUUCAUACAAUGUCACCAUUGCGCUCACCCCCACCAUUAGAUACUUUUCCUAUGGGAAUCUCACUAGAACAGGGGGGAAAUCUCUUCUUCUCUUAGAAUGUGUCUGCUCAGUUAAUCCACCCUCAUUUUAGCUGCUUUGUUUAUCCGAGAUUAACGGUAUCUUUUGAAAACCCUUAGUGUGUGGGGGUGGGGUGGAGCAGGGGAGACUGAAGCUCCAGCAGAUUCCCCUGAAGAACACCACCCUGUCUUUCUGUGGUCAGGCUAGGGUUCACCGUCCAUUGUGGCGGUGAAGACUGGAUGGGAGCUGCUGGAUUGGCCUUGAUAUGCCAUGUCCUUGUGUGGAUGAGGGACCUACAUCACAGAAAUGGCCAGGAAUGGGCUGAACAACAUACAUUGAUAAGCAAGUAAAACCCUGGCCACAUAUAGACAUGACAGACAUUGAUAGGGAUUGAACCAGAAUCCUUCAGAACAAGCCCCUCUCACUCAAGCUAAAGGGGUCACUCUAGGAGCCUAGGAGAGCUACUGGGUGAGUCUGAUGAAAUGAAUAGAAAGGGGAGCCAGAGCUGAAGUUGAUGAGCCCUUCGCAGUAGCAGGAAGAUGCUGCGGGAAGGUGUGUCAGUAAGAUGGGAGUGGGAGAGGAGGGGAUGACUGAGGUGGAGAUGUUUGCAAGGGAGAUGUUUGCAUAGGGAGCUUUGCAUGUGAGAAGGAGACGUCUGAGCUGGACAUGGAAAAAGUCAGCCAGAGCCAGACUUGGGGAAGUGAGGAAGACAGCACCAGGAGAGGAAGAUCAUCUCAGCAGCUGCAGUUUGGGUGGCUGGCAAGGGGAGGAGAAGUCACCAGAACAUGAUCCGGGAUCUUCUCAGUAGGAAGAGCCUGGAUACACUGUCAAAGAGAUCAGCCCCAUUUUAACAGAGUGAGGAACAGAGAUGGAGUGGUGAAGAGUUUCCCAAGACCUAAAAAGGAGGCUGAUUGCAACUCUGUUCUGAUUCUAAGUCCUGUGCUUGGACCACACUCCAGUGUAACCAUCUGUAAAUUAAUGUCCCACCUGAACAACAACCAGCACUGCCGCUGUCUGUCCUGGAGCAGAAAACUGAGAAUCUUGCAGGAGCUUCCUCAGGUCAGUGUCAACCAAGAGUCUGUCUGACGCAUUUGACGCCUCUUAGAAACGGCUGCUCCAUGUAAGGGCAUGGGGGUUGCAAAAACCCUCCGAUGCACAGAGCUCUGACUAUCAAGGUAUGACAUUAUUGAUAUGAACUGUGACCAUACAGAUCAUUGCUGCAAUCAAGGUCCUACAGUUGCACCAAAUCUUGUACAAAGGAGGUCAAGUAAGGUGUCUAUAGAAAGGUUGUAAUUUGCUGGUUAUGAUUAUGCUAUCUGUAUGUGUGUAUCAUUUUUGUAUUUGAAGUUAUGAAUAUUUGUUAUGUACUUGUAUCUCAAUAUAUUUGAUUCUAAGUAGCCUCAGUGAAGCAUUUGGUCAGCUCUUUGAGAAAGGACUAUUCUGAGUAAGUGCCCUGGAAGGCCCUUAUAAAAGGCUCUGGAAGCUCCUCCAUUUUGUCUUCAGCUGGCUGAAGAGAUGGCCUCUCCACCCCCAAGAGAUACCUGAAAGAAACUGCAACAAAGGUCUGUACCUACAGGGGUGUGAGUGAUUGCUGGACCCAAGCUAUAAACCACAAUGUUGAUCUGAAAAGGAUUGGGCCCAGAUUAGGAAGGAGUCUAGUCUGUGAAAGAAGCUUAUUGGGACAUCUCUGAGGGUGAGAUUUACCUGUAUUCAGUUUCAUACUGUAUUAGGCUUAG